Molecule: messenger RNA, 2753 nt
Organism: Cricetulus griseus (Chinese hamster)
Lineage: Eukaryota; Metazoa; Chordata; Mammalia; Rodentia; Cricetidae
Source: RefSeq, a predicted model, not a curated record
ACCCGUGAUAAGACAGUACCGAGGGAGGAAGCACCGAUCCGACUUGAAGCCCAGAGUCUGGCGCAGAUCCCCCCUCUUCCCCGCCCCCACCAGCCUGUACCCCUUGGCUCAGAGCUCCGGGGCUUGCGGGGCGAACCUAGCUGCACACAGGGGCUGUUAACUGGCAUUUGAGAAGCCGUGAGCCAUUAGAGCAAACGCAGUCAUAAAACUUCAUUCAACUCAAGCCGCUUGAGAGCUCGGCUUACACAGGUUCCUGUGGGCAACUAGUGGCUCGCCCGAGUGCCUCUCGCCUAGUCAUCAGUCCCUAAGAGGAAAAGGGAAAGUUACGGGGCUGAUGCGCUCUUCGAUGCACGCAGUUGUUCCUUAGGACAAGUCACUCCGCUUCACCACCACCCUCCCCCAAUCUGAUCAUCACUCACGACCACGUCCGCUGGAGACCCUUAGUCAUGGUGGGGGGGAGGGGCACGAACUUUUCUAAGAAGUUUCCUUUUUACCAAGAGAGUCACAGUAAGUUGGUCACGUAACUGGCUCAGAGCGGCUGCUGUUGCCCCCUCCCCUCGCCCCCUCCCCGCUGCGCUUUUCUGGUAUUCCUAUUAAAGCGGUAGCCGGCUGGUGCAGAAAAGCAACAAGUUCCCCAGCGGUCUUCCCGCCCUAGCCUGACAAGGCGAAGGUUUUCUUACUUGACGACAGGGAAAUCUCCUGAGCCGAGCUCAUCUUUACCAGAGCCCCGGGUGUGACCUGAGCAGUGGGCAAAGGAGCGGUGUGCAGACUGGAUUAUUUUUUUUUUAUGGGGGUACUCUGAAACUCCCUCACUUUCUCUGGGAACUUUUUGUGCCAGGACGCAGUGAAAGGCGGUGAGAAGGAUGCUUCAGGAAACACCCGCUAUCUAGCAGGGCAGUUGGAUAGUCAUUGGUAACCUCGCUCAUUCAUUAGAAUCACGUAUGAACUCAAAGGGAAACGUGUCUCUCAAAAUGAGGGCGUUUGCGUAAAUCUAUAGGUUUUUCAACAUCGAUGCCAAUUGCUUUGUCUUCUGUAGUCGUCAAGGUGGUUGAGAGUUUAAGCUUGCGGAUAUUGCAAAGGGUUAUUAGAUUCAUAAGUCACACCAAGUGGUGGGCGAUCCACUGAGCAAAGCCGAACUUCUCACAUGAUGACUUCAAACAAGACACAUUACCUUCCAGCAUCUGUUGGGGAGACGAGAUUUUAAGACACUGAGUCUCCAGGACAGCAAAGCCACAAUGUUCCACCAGGUGAGAAGAGUGAUGACCAUCCUUUUCCUUACUAUGGUUAUUUCAUACUUCGGUUGCAUGAAGGCUGCGCCCAUGAAAGAAGCAAGCAUCCAUGGACAAGGCAGCUUGGCCUACCCAGGUGUGCGGACCCAUGGGACUCUGGAGAGCGUGAAUGGGCCCAGGGCAGGUUCGAGAGGUCUGUCGACAUCCCUGGCUGACACUUUUGAACAUGUGAUCGAAGAGCUACUGGAUGAGGACCAGAAGGUUCGGCCCAACGAAGAAAACCAUAAGGACGCGGACUUGUAUUCUUCCCGGGUGAUGCUCAGCAGUCAAGUGCCUUUGGAGCCUCCUCUCCUCUUUCUGCUAGAGGAAUACAAAAAUUACCUGGAUGCUGCAAACAUGUCUAUGAGAGUCCGGCGCCACUCUGACCCAGCCCGCCGUGGGGAGCUGAGCGUGUGUGACAGUAUUAGCGAGUGGGUCACAGCGGCAGAUAAAAAGACUGCAGUGGACAUGUCGGGUGGGACUGUCACAGUCCUGGAGAAAGUCCCGGUAUCAAAAGGCCAACUGAAGCAAUAUUUCUACGAGACCAAGUGUAAUCCCAUGGGUUACACAAAGGAAGGCUGCAGGGGCAUAGACAAAAGGCACUGGAACUCGCAAUGCCGAACUACCCAGUCGUAUGUUCGGGCGCUUACUAUGGAUAGCAAAAAGAGAAUUGGCUGGCGUUUCAUAAGGAUAGACACUUCCUGUGUAUGUACACUGACCAUUAAGAGGGGAAGAUAGUGGAUUUAUGUUGUAUAGAUUAUAUUGAGAUAAAAAUUAUCUAUUUGUAUAUAUACAUAACAGGGUAAAUUAUUCAGUUAAGAAAAAAUAAUUUUAUGAACUGCAUGUAUAAAUGAAGUUUAUACAGUACAGUGGUUCUACAAUCUAUUUAUUGGACAUAUCCAUGACCAGAAAGGAAACAGUCAUUUGCGCACAACUUUAAAAGUCUGCAUUACAUUCCUCGAUAAUGUUGUGGUUUGUUGCCGUUGCCAAGAAUUGAAAACAAAAAGUUAAAAAAAAAAUAAUAAAUUGCAUGCUGCUUUAAUUGUGAAUUGAUAAUAAACUGUCCCUCUUUCAAAAAACAGACAAAAAAAAAACAAAAACAAAAACAAAAAUUUGAACCAAAACAUUCCGUUUACAUUUUAGACACUAAGUAUCUUCGUUAUUGUUAGUACUCUGUUUUACUGCUUUCGACUUCUGAUAGCGUUGGAAUUAAAACAAUGUCAAGGUGCUGUUGUCAUUGCUUUACUGGCUGAGGGAAUGGGGGAAGGGAGGGGUAUAUUUCUGUUUGUUUUGUGUUUUAUUUUGUUUGUUUGUUUGUUUUGUUUUUUUAGUUCUACCAGGAAUAGGGAUGGAGAAAAUUUCUUCAGUAUCCAUUCUGGUUGAUAAAACGUUACAUUUGUAUGUUGUAAAGAUGUUUGCAAAAUCCAAUCAGAUGACUGGAAGUGAAUAAAAAUUAAGGCAACUGAAUAAAAUGCUCACACUCCA